This is a messenger RNA of Alternaria arborescens, 2373 nucleotides long. RefSeq lists its product as hypothetical. Gene Ontology annotation, biological process: DNA-templated transcription. The record is from RefSeq and is a predicted model, not a curated record. NCBI's taxonomy places the organism in Eukaryota, Fungi, Ascomycota, Dothideomycetes, Pleosporales, Pleosporaceae. Gene Ontology annotation, molecular function: zinc ion binding; DNA binding. The transcript is spliced from 5 exons. Bases 1 to 2373 code for a protein of 790 amino acids.
AUGCGGCUGAACAAGAAUCUCCUCAAUCUCCUGAAAGACCUCAAGGGGCGCGUCGAUGAGGAAGAUAGGAAGAUCAUCAAUCAGACUUUACACGAUGUAGAGGAUGAUUUGGUCUCGUCGGGUUCAUUACAGUCCGUAAGAAUGCGGGGAAAGAGACCGCGCGAUCAUUCACCGACACGUCAAGGUGAGAAUCAUAGUGACCACGGAGAGGCCUUCGUGACGGCCUCAGUGGGAUCCAACGAAGACCUUGACUUCCUUGAUGAAGAUUUGAUGCGUGAUCCACAUGCAAGAGAAACCGGCUAUAUGGGUCAGAACUCUGAAGUCCAAUGGCUACGGAGCGUCCAGCGCCAAGCAGAACGCGGCAACACAGAUCCCCGUGGUCAACGGUACGGCCCUCCUGGUGCGAGUACUGAAGCGAUCGAUGAACGAUCCGACGCUCUACAUGAACGGAGGCAGAAUGCUAGACCAGGAUCGAUGCACCAUAUCACGGACGCGACUUUCUACCUUGACAGCGACGACAUCGAGAUUGACAUAGCGGUGGACCCUAGGGAGAUGCCAAGCCCAGAGAUCGCUGAGAAGUUCUUUGCCUGUUACAUGGACACUGUGCACGGUACAUUCCCACUCAUGCCUGCCAAUUUCGAGGACCAGUUUCGCCGCUAUAUCCAAGCUUCUAAACAUGGGCACCCAUUUUUCGUACCCGACGGAUGGCGUGCAACCAUGAAUUUGCUCUUCGCGAUUGGCGCAAAAUAUUCACACCUUGUUGGCGCAGAGUGGAGAGGCGACGAGAGGGACCAUCUGAUAUACAUGACAAGAGCAGUCCAGCUUCUGGGUUUGAAAGACACUCUGACCUUUCUUGCAGCUCCCAGCCUAGACAAAAUCCAAGCUACAGGAACGUUGGCCUUUUACUUCCUUGUAAUUGGGCAUGUGAGUAGAGCAUGGAUUAUGAUAGGACUUUCUAUCAGGCUUGCCUUGGCGCUCGGUCUGCACUUGCGCAACGAGGACACUUCAUUGAGUGAUUCCAGGAGGGAGCCGCUGGUAAAAACAUGGUGGUGUUUGCACUCAAUAGAGUGUCUCGUCUCUUCUAUCACCGGCCGUCCUCCAGUCAUCGGGAACGAGGAUUGUACUGUAUCCUUGCCACAACAAUCCCCCGAAUCGCCAACCCGACAAACAUCUCGCAUUCGCACCAACUACGGCUCGCCUCAAACCACGGCAAAUAAUAGAGCUUCCGAGUCUGGCAAACGGAAGACAGACAAGAGCCACUAUCUCCAUAUGUAUAUUACCCUGACUAUCAUUCAACAAAAGGUCCUUCUCAGUCUGUAUUCACCUCGAACUGCGGUACAAUCUUGGCAGUACGUUCAAACGAGAAUCACGGAGUUACUCAAGGAGCUAGAAAACUGGGUGCAGACGGCUUUACCACCUGAGGAUGCUCGACCCAGUACUUGGACUCAACGAUCCGAUCUCAACCGUGAACGGUUCCUGCUCAGAAUCUACUAUUGGAGUACGAAAGUUCUUAUUACUAGACCUUGUCUAUGCCGAAUCGAACGGAGGAUAGCAACGGAGAGUUCGAAGUCCAUGAACUUCAACACCGACACUGCUGAGACUUGUGUCGAAGCAGCUCGACAGAUGGCAAUGCUGUUUCCCGAGCAGCCAGAUACAGGCUUUAUCUACUCCCAAGGGCCAUGGUGGGAUGUGGUUCAUAUCAUUAUGCAAGCUUUAGCCGUACUUCUGCUCGAGAUGGCCUAUGAGGGCAAGCAUCUGAAAGACGAGAAAGCCGAUAUCCUUGCGUGUAUCAAAAAGAUGAUACGCUGGCUUCGGGCUAUGAAAGCAAACGACCCAGUUGCGGCUCGUGCUCACGACGUCGUUUACAAGAUUUUGAAUAGCUGCGCUCCAGUUCUUCAGGAGCAGGUAAAGGAGUUGAUUGACGACGAUAGUAAUUGGACCUCGCAGCCUGCGCGACCGGCCCGUUCCGGUGCAUCUUCUACGUUCCCGUCACAGUCAACUUCAUGGGAUACACCAAGCGGUACAGGUUUCUCGGAAGAGAUGCCGCCAAACUACCCACCCCCACUAUCCCAUGAUCAUCUCGUGGAUCCGCUGCUCCAAUAUCCUUUACCCACACAACAACCAACACCUUCUGCUUUUGGUAACCCGUUCUUCACAAGCUUCGACCAAGGAGUGCCUAUUGUUGAAAUGCAACAAUUGUGGUGGCAUUCAGCGCCUUUCAGUAAUCUGGACUGGGAUGCUUCCGAGAUGAACCUAUCGCAGCAGCAGCUCAUGCAACAACAGAUGCAGCAGCAAAUGCAUCACCAGAUGCGGCCGGACGAUCCCAUGGAGCUGGAGCAUGAAGGAGGCGAUUUUUCGGAGCCGCCUAGUUAG